This is a messenger RNA of Erpetoichthys calabaricus (reedfish), 1724 nucleotides long. RefSeq names its product high-affinity choline transporter 1-like. The transcript is spliced from 8 exons. Gene Ontology annotation, biological process: transmembrane transport; acetylcholine biosynthetic process; choline transport. Gene Ontology annotation, cellular component: plasma membrane. Gene Ontology annotation, molecular function: choline:sodium symporter activity. Lineage: Eukaryota; Metazoa; Chordata; Cladistia; Polypteriformes; Polypteridae. The coding region runs from base 28 to 1665 and encodes 545 amino acids. The record is from RefSeq and is a predicted model, not a curated record.
UGUGUAUUUUACCUACAGUAUCUGAAGAUGGCUCUUCACAUCCCUGGUCUAGUUGCUGUGGUUGUGUUUUAUGCACUCAUUCUGAUCACUGGGAUUUGGGCAACAAAGAAAUCCAAGAAGGAGGAGAAGAAAUGUGUGGGAGAGCGGAGUGAAGUAUCCAUGUUGGGAGGGAGAAAUCUUGGAAUCUGGCUAGGAAUUUUCACCACGACUGCCACUUCGGUUGGAGGAGGAUACAUCCUUGGAACAGCAGAACUUGUGUACCUUCCAUCAAAAGGAUUCCUCUGGGCCACUGGGCCAAUUGGAUACACCAUCAGUCUGAUUCUUGGUGGAUUUUUCUUUGCUGGCCCAAUGAGAGUGAAGAAGUAUGUGACUGUUAUUGAUCCCUUUCAGAAGAAAUUUGGAAAUAUAGUAUCAAGUAUCUUAGUCCUUCCAUUGGUAAUGUCAGACAUAUUUUGGGCAGCUUGCAUUCUUGGAGCUUUAGGAGGGACAAUGAAAGUAAUUCUCGAUAUUAAAUCCCAGUAUUCCAUUCUGCUUUCAUCAAUUGUGGCUAUAUGUUACACCUUGCUUGGAGGACUUUACUCUGUGGUUUAUACAGACGUCAUUCAACUGAUCUUUAUUUUCUUCACCCUGUGGCUCUGCAUUCCAUAUAUUCUGAUUAACCCUGCAGUCACCAAUAUCUGGUACACAGCAACACAUGAAGUAUAUCAGGCACCAUGGAUUGGAUUCCUAGAGCUUGAGGAUGCUGGAAUAUGGCUGGAUGAAUUUUUUGUUACUUGUUUUGGUGGACUUUGCUGUCAACCUUUCUACCAACGAGUGCUGGCAUCAUCGAGUGUGAAACACGCCAAGAUAAUGUGCCUUGUCUCCGGGAUAUUUUGCUUGUCCUUGGGAAUCCCACCCAUGCUGAUUGGGGCAAUGGCAGCAUCAACAGAUUGGAACCAAACCAGUCAUGGUCUACCCACUCCAUUUCAUAAUGGGGACGGCAAAAACAUAUUGCCCUUGAUGCUGGAACACCUCUGUCCUACUUAUGUGUCCAUAAUUGGGAUUGGAGCCGUGGCUGCUGCUGUGAUGUCCUCAGUGGACUCUGCUCUUCUGUCUUCUAGUUCCAUGUUUGCAAACAACAUAUACAAAAAUAUAAUCAGAAAAAAGGCAUCAGAUCAAGAGGUCCUGUGGGCCAUUAGAGCUGCUAUUCUUGUUUUCGGUAUCAUUGCCAUGUCCCUGGCAAUGGCAUCCUCUUCAAUAUACGAGCUCUGGUUUCUAAGUCUGGAUCUGUUGUUUUCACUAGUUUUUGCCCAAUUGGUGUGUGUACUGUUUAUUCCAGUAUCAAAUGGAUAUGGGGCCAUAGCUGGACUCAUCAUGCAAUUGACAAUGAGAUUAGGAGGGGGAGAUUCUGCUCUGCACAUCCCUCCUUUUAUUUGCUAUCCAGGAUGUUUGAUAAAGCAUAACAGCUAUGUCCAGUCCUUUCCAUUCAAAACUUUGUCAGUUGCGGUUACCCUUUUGACCAUUGUAAUUGUGUCCUCACUCGCCUCACUCCUGUUCCGCCGAGGUCUGCUGCCAGUCAGAUGGGAUAUCUAUAAUCUACAAAUCAAUAGCAGAAAUAGAAACCAGGAGGAACCAGCAGAAGAGAUAUGUCUGGGAAAUUCAGAAACAGAGGGGAAAGAGAAUUAAGGUUAUUACCAGCAAAUGUUCUUUCAGUCAGGGAUGUAUAAAUAAAUGUUAAAGUAGAA